AUGUCGCAAAUGAGAGUCCUUAUUGUGGGGGCUAGCAUCGCUGGUCCAACUUGUGCGUACUGGUUUGCCAAGGCUGGAGCAAUUGUUACGGUCAUCGAGCGCUUCCCUAGGAUGCGCACCGGUGGACAGAACAUCGACAUUCGCACAGCUGGCGUCUCGGUGAUGCGCAAGAUGCCGGGCAUGGAGGCCGCCGUGCGAGCCAAGAUAGUGCCGAUUGACGGUAUCAGCUUCGUGCGGAGCGAUGGCCGGCCAUACGGGGUUAUUACGGCAACCGGCAACCCUGACCAACAGUCACUUGUCUCAGAGUACGAGAUCUACAGGGGAGACUUGGCCCAGAUUCUACACGACUUGACAAAGGCAAAUCCGAGCAUAAAGUACAUCUUCGACGAACAGGUCGCGUCACUGCGUCAGAGUGAAAAGGAAGACGCGCCUGUCCAAGUUAAAUUCGCCAAUGGCACACCUACGUCCGAAUACGACCUCGUUGUAGCCUGUGAUGGAGCAACAUCUAGAACACGAGCCAUCGGCCUCGAUUGCGGCGUCAGAGACCACAUGAUCCCAAUCAAUUCCUGGGCAGUAUUCGGCACCAUUAAAGAAGACAUUGUGAAAGGGAGCAAGGUCGGGCAAGCCUACAGCGCCGUCCCGGGCAAAUUCGUCGCAGCUGGAGUCGAUCCUUCCGGUGGCAACCGAGUCACGUUCAUGAGCAUCCACCCUCGCAAUGAUCCCGACAACGCCAUGCCACCGUUUCGCGAGGCCAUGAAGCAAGGAGACGAGGCACUCAAGCAGUUCGUGGCUCAGCGCUUCCGCGGUUCCGGCUGGAAGACGGAUGAGCUGCUCAAGGCCAUGAUGACGGCAGAAGACUUCUACGCCAACGAGAUCGCGCAAGUCAAGCUGCCGAGCCUGCACCGGGGCCGCUUCGUCCUGGUCGGUGAUGCAGGCUACGCUGCCGGCCCGACCGGCGGCGGCACGACCCUCGCUUUGGCAGGUGCCUAUCUGUUAGCCGGCGAAGUGUGCAAGCACAAAGGAAACCUCGUUGCUGGCCUCAACGGCUACGAAGAGCAGAUGAAGCCGCUGAUCGCCGAGCUGCAGAAAAUUCCGACACUGAUACCUGGGGUUCUCGCACCACAGACGGCGUGGGGUCUGUGGCUGCGUAACAACAUCUUUGCUUUUAUUGUUUGGACCAGAGUGUUCGAGGUUGCGCAGAAGUAUUUUGGCGGCGCGUUCGCGAGCGCCGAAACUUUUCCACUGCCCGAGUAUGACUGGGAGAGUUGA
Cyphellophora europaea CBS 101466 is the source of this 1269-nucleotide messenger RNA. RefSeq lists its product as uncharacterized. The transcript has a single exon. Lineage: Eukaryota; Fungi; Ascomycota; Eurotiomycetes; Chaetothyriales; Cyphellophoraceae. Gene Ontology annotation, molecular function: FAD binding. The record is from RefSeq and is a predicted model, not a curated record. The coding region runs from base 1 to 1269 and encodes 422 amino acids.